This is a messenger RNA of Pectinophora gossypiella (pink bollworm), 1942 nucleotides long. RefSeq lists its product as uncharacterized. The coding region runs from base 179 to 973 and encodes 264 amino acids. Lineage: Eukaryota; Metazoa; Arthropoda; Insecta; Lepidoptera; Gelechiidae. The transcript has a single exon. The record is from RefSeq and is a predicted model, not a curated record.
AAAAGUAAGGUUCGAGCCCACACUUGGUUCGGUGGCAUUCAAUACUUCAUCAACCAACUUAGUUCUAACACCGUCAUCGGACCGAGUGGACAGUACCCGCUAAAUUUAGUUCAGUGACAUAAUUUUUCAAUUUCCAUACCAUAAUCGUCUUAACCAAAUAAGGAGAAGGGAAUCAGACAUGUCGAAAUUGACAGUGACCAAUUUCUCCAACCGCGCCGGCAGCCCGUUCAAAGCGCAGAACCAGCAAGAAGUAAAAGUAGUCCACGAAGAGAAGUUAGAGAAGACACAUUACGAAAAGCAGAAGGAGAAGCAAAGUGAGCUGAUGCAGAAGGUGAACAAGAAGACAGCGGAGUACCAGGCGAAUAAACCAAGUUCGGGAGUGUUUACCGAAGUCGUGAGUCAUGGUGCGUUUACAGUGAAGAAUAAUGCAAAUAAGAAUAAACCGACUGAAUCUAAAAGUCCAACGCCACCUAGAGGUAGCAACGGCGCGAAUGGAUCGAAAUCUUUGCUCGGUUUUCCAUCAUCAGCAAACGAUUUGGCUCUCGACGCAAAAUCUGACUUAGAAUCGGACCCGAACAUUUCCAAAGAAGUUAAGGAAAAGGUAAUAGAAAAGCUUUUCACUCUAGUGUCUAUGGUGCAACAUGUUUAUGAGUCCAAAGUUCGGAUAAUGACUGAAUUUGAAAAGUUUAAAGAUACACAUUUGAGGAACGAAUCACGAAGGGAAAGGGAGCAUUCUGAACAACUGUACAAGUUGAAUAUGAAUUUCCAAAAUGAAGUGGUGCAAGCGAUACAGAGGUUGAAAAGCGAACUUGACAUUACAAGGAAUGUUUCUGAAGAAAAUGAUUUAACUGCUAAAGAUAGUGCAGACAGUUCAGUGGAUUUUAAUACUUCAAAUGAUACGCAAGACGAUGUUGUCGAAGAUGACGUAAGCGCAGGUACACAAGAGGAUAAACGUAGUGAUGUCAGCAAUUGACUAUGUUAUUAUAAUAAUAUGGUGUUAUGUUAAUUUUUUAUUAAGCUAUAUCGCUACGAAGAUGAUUUGUGGGAACAUAAUUGUAUUAUGAAAUAAUUGUGAUUGUCAAUGUUUAUAAUGUUAAUGAUUGUCGGAAAUCAUUCAUUCACUUACUGCUUACAUUUUAGUAUCCAUGAUCAUUAUUAGGUUUUUAGUCUGAGUGUUUGCAGCUGUAUGUUUACACAAGUGUAAAACAGUGUUUUAAUGAUUGUGAUUUAGGUUUUCUUAGGGGCCUUCCGGCCAAGUAGUUAAUGCCAUCUGCGGCAAAUCUACAAUAAGUCACGUCAAAAAAAAAAAAACUCAGGGGCCUUUGGCGGCUCAAUAGUAACCCUGACAACAGGGUCGAUGGGGUUGGUAAUCCACCUCACAACCUAAAAAGAAGAAUGAUUUAGGUUUUUUGACUCUUCCAUCUUAAGAUAUUUUUCUUAUUAUUUUGAGUCGCUAAGACAUACCUACAUAAAUUCAUUCUUAUUUCGCACCUUAUUUACUUUUUUAUUUAUAUUUAUUUUGAUUAUUAUGGUUUCCAAGAUUAGUCCAAUUAAAUACGACUUAAACAUAACGGGCAUUGAGUGCGUGGGCAUUGUGUGUAGUGAAUACCAUACAAGUCGGCCUACCCCUUCGGGUAUGUAGGCGUGAUGCUUUGUUAUGUUAUUUUUAGUAGUUAUUAGUGGGAACUUAUUUAAAUUAAUGUAAAUGAUUUGUGCUUGAAAUGAAGUGUAAUAAAUACUUAAGUAUUAAACAAUAUAAUACUAAAGUUUCAAUCUUAAAAGUAGAGUUCACCAUCUCUUGGUCUACCCCGGUAGGAGUAUAGCUUGAAGAUAAUAAAUAAUAGACCUUGCUCUAUUGACCAAUAUCAGUCACAAGGUUUUAGAAUUUGUUAAACGAACUUAACAAGGCACAAGUUACUAUAAUGUGGGUGCAAGUGGGUGU